AUGAAAAAAAAAGGAAUCUGUAAAAACUCUACCUAUAAGAAUUAAAAAAAGGAAUCUGUAAAAAAAUAGACUUAACCUCAAUUAAUUGACGGUUUAAAUUGAAAAAUCGUUUUUUUGCUGUCAAAAAAAAUCAUUUUGAAGAUGGGAAAAGAUUAUUACAAGAUUUUAGGUAUAAGUAAGACCGCGAGUGAUGAUGAUAUUAAAAAAGCUUAUAGAAGAAUGGCUUUAAAGUAUCAUCCGGAUAAAAAUAAAACUCCUGGGGCUGAAGAAAAAUUUAAAGAAGCCGCCGAAGCAUACGAAGUACUUUCAGAUAAGAAAAAACGCGAAGUUUACGAUAAAUACGGCGAAGAUGGUUUGAAAGGAAGCAUUCCGGACAACUCAUCAGGAUUUUCUUAUCAAUUUCACGGUGAUCCACGCGCAACUUUCGCCCAAUUUUUCGGGAAUACGAAUCCUUUCGAUGAUUUUUUCGAUGUGAAAUUUCCAUCGAUGCGUAACGACGAUUCUUUCGGCAAUUUAAAGCACAUGUUUAAUCUUCACAAUCAAUCGGGCGUUGAUGUCAUGGAUAAUCCACAACAAGAUCCACCGAUUGAACAUGAAAUUUUCGUUUCUUUAGAGGAAAUUAUGGAGGGUUGCGUAAAGAAGAUUAGAAUUAAUAAAAAAAUUAUUGGUGCCGAUGGAAAGAGUCGCCGGGAAGAUAAAUAUUUAUCAAUAAACGUUAAACCCGGUUGGAAAGCUGGGACUAGAAUAACUUUCCCGAAAGAAGGCGAUCAAAAUCGUAAUAAGAUUCCUGCGGAUAUCGUUUUUAUAAUCAGAGAUCGAGCUCAUGAAGUUUUUAAACGUGAAGGAAGCGAUAUAAAAUACGAAGCAAAAGUGACCUUGAAAGAAGCAAUUUGUGGAGGGGUUGUUUAUGUACCUACUUUGGGUUCAGAUGUUGUUCCUUUGUAUUUUACAAAUGAAAUUAUUACACCUAAAACCGUUAUGAGAGUUCCCGCGAAAGGACUUCCGUAUCCUAAGGAAUCAUCGCAAAAAGGAGAUUUAUUAAUUACUUUUGAUAUUAUUUUUCCACCGCAACUUAGCGAUGCUACUAAAGAUGUUUUGAGAAAUGUUUUACCAUAAAUAAUAUGUAAUAAAAUUAAUGAAUUAA
Molecule: messenger RNA, 1144 nt
Organism: Onthophagus taurus
Lineage: Eukaryota; Metazoa; Arthropoda; Insecta; Coleoptera; Scarabaeidae
Product: dnaJ protein homolog 1-like
Cellular component (GO): cytosol
Molecular function (GO): protein-folding chaperone binding
Source: RefSeq, a predicted model, not a curated record